Closterium sp. Naga37s-1 is the source of this 7122-nucleotide messenger RNA. The record is from the annotation of a GenBank genome assembly. Lineage: Eukaryota; Viridiplantae; Streptophyta; Zygnematophyceae; Desmidiales; Closteriaceae.
AUGCUGCUUGUCCGCUCGCCGUCGCUCCUCUCCCUGCCUCCUUCCUGCGUGUCGUGCCAUGCCAUCAGAACACACCCUUUCGGUCCGUCGGACCUUUCAGAGCUCACACUCCUUUUCAUCUACCUACCGAUUCCGUGGCCUCAUCCCUUCCCCUUCUUUUCUUUCACCUCCCCCUUCCCCGCUGUAGUAAGUAACCCUCUUUCCCUGGCGCCUUCCUCAUCCUCUUUCUCCUGUCUCGUUUCUCACUCUCCUUCUCCUCUUUCUCCUGUCUCGUUUCUCACUCUCCUUCUCCUCUUUCUCCUGUCUCGUUUCCCACUCUCCUUCUCCUCUUUCUCCUGUCUCGUUUCUCACUCUCCUUCGUUCGCAGCCAGUGGGGCUGGUGUGGAAGCAACGACUCCUUCUGCGGUGCGGGAUGCCAGAACGGGCCGUGCUCUGAUGAUUCGGAUGAUUUGGAUGGCUUCUCUCUCAUCACCCCGCCCCAUUCUCCCGCUUUCCAUCACCCCGCCACAUUCUCCCGCUUUCCAUCACCCCGCCCCAUUCUCCCGUUUUCCAUCACCCCGCCCCAUUCUCCCUCCUUCCAUCACCCCACCCCAUUCUCCCGCUUUCCAUCACUCCGCCCCGUUCUCCCGCUUUCCAUCACCUCGCCCCAUUCUCCCGCUUUCCAUCACCCCGCCCCAUUCUCCCGCUUUCCAUCACCCCGCCCCAUUCUCCCUCCUUUCAUCACCCCGCCCCAUCCUCCCGCUUUCCAUCACCCCGCCCCAUUCUCCCGCUUUCCAUCACCCCGCCCCAUUCUCCCGCUUUCCAUCACCCCGCCCCAUUCUCCCACUUUCCAUCACCCAGCCCCAUUCUCCCGCUUUCCAUCACCCCGCCCCAUUCUCCCGCUUUCCAUCACCCCGCCCCUUUCUCCCGCUUUCCAUCACCCCGCCCCAUUCUCCCGCUUUCCAUCACCCCGCAACAUUCUCCCUCCUUCCAUCAACCCGCCCCAUUCUCCCGCUUUCCAUCACCCCGCCCCAUUCUCCCGCUUUCCAUCACCCCCCUUCCAUCACCCCGCCCCAUUCUCCCGCUUUCCAUCACCCCGCCCCAUUCUCCCGCUUUCCAUCACCCCGCCCCAUUCUCCCGCUUUCCAUCACCCCGCCCCAUUCUCCCGCUUUCCAUCACCCCGCCCCAUUCUGCCGCUUUCCAUCACCCCGCCCAUUCUCCCGCUUUCCAUCACCCCGCCCCAUUCUCCCGCUUUCCAUCACCCCGCCCCAUUCUCCCGCUUUCCAUCACCCCGCCCCAUUCUCCCGCUUUCCAUCACCCCGCCCCAUUCUCCCGCUUUCCAUCACCCCGCCCCAUUCUCCCGCUUUCCAUCACCCCGCCCCAUUCUUCCGCUUUCCAUCACCCCGCCCCACCAUUCUCCAGCUUUCCAUCACCCCGCCCCAUUCUCCAGCUUUCCAUCACCCCGCCCCAUUCUCCAGCUUUCCAUCACCCCGCCCCAUUCUCCUGCUUUCCAUCACCCCGCCCCAUUCUCCCGCUUUCCAUCACCCCGCCCCAUUCUCCCUCCUUUCAUCACCCCGCCCCAUCCUCCCGCUUUCCAUCACCCCGCCCCAUUCUCCCGCUUUCCAUCACCCCGCCCCAUUCUCCCGCUUUCCAUCACCCCGCCCCAUUCUCCCGCUUUCCAUCACCCAGCCCCAUUCUCCCGCUUUCCAUCACCCCGCCCCAUUCUCCCGCUUUCCAUCACCCCGCCCCAUUCUCCCGCUUUCCAUCACCCCGCCCCAUUCUCCCGCUUUCCAUCACCCCGCCCCAUUCUCCCGCUUUCCAUCACCCCGCCCCAUUCUCCCGCUUUCCAUCACCCCGCCCCAUUCUCCCGCUUUCCAUCACCCCGCCCCAUUCUCCCUCCUUCCAUCACCCCGCCCCAUUCUCCAGCUUUCCAUCACCCCGCCCCAUUCUCCUGGUUUCCAUCACCACGCCCCAUUCUCCCACUUUCCAUCACCCCGCCCCAUUCUCCCGCUUUCCAUCACCCCGCCCCAUUCUCCCGCUUUCCAUCACCCCGCCCCAUUCUGCCGCUUUCCAUCACCCCGCCCCAUUCUCCCGCUUUCCAUCACCCCGCCCCAUUCUCCCGCUUUCCAUCACCCCGCCCCAUUCUCCCGCUUUCCAUCACCCCGCCCCAUUCUCCCGCUUUCCAUCACCCCGCCCCAUUCUCCCGCUUUCCAUCACCCCGCCCCAUUCUCCCGCUUUCCAUCACCCCGCCCCAUUCUCCCUCCUUCCAUCACCCCGCCCCAUUCUCCCUCCUUCCAUCACCCCGCCCCAUUCUCCCGCUUUCCAUCACCCCGCCCCAUUCUCCCGCUUACCAUCACCCCGCCCCAUUCUCCCGCUUUCCAUCACCCCGCCUCAUUCUCCCGCUUUCCAUCACCCCGCCCCAUUCUCCCUCCUUCCAUCACCCCGCCCCAUUCUCCCGCUUUCCAUCACCCCGCCCCAUUCCCCUGCUUUCCAUCACCCCGCCCCAUUCUCCCGCUUUCAUCACCCCGCCCCAUUCUCCCUCCUUCCAUCAGCCCGCACCAUUCUCCCGCUUUCCAUCACCCCGCCCCAUUCUCCCUCCUUCAAUCACCCGGCCCCAUUCUCCCUCCUUCCAUCACCCCGCCCCAUUCUCCCGCUCCAUCAACCCGCCCCAUUCUCCCGCUUUCCAUCACCCCGCCCCAUUCUCCCGCUUUCCGUCAGCCCGCCCCAUUCUCCCGCUUUCCAUCACCUCGCCCCAUUCUCCCUCCUUCCAUCACCCCGCCCCAUUCUUCCGCUUUCCAUCACCCCGCCCCAUUCUCCCUCCUUCCAUCACCCCGCCCCAUUCUCCCUCCUUCCAUCACCCCGCCCCAUUCUCCCGCUUUCCAUCAACCCGCCCCAUUCUCCCGCUUUCCAUCACCCCGCCCCAUUCUCCCGCUUUCCAUCACCCCGCCCCAUUCUCCCUCCUUCCAUCACCCCGCCCUAUUCUCCCGCUUUCCAUCACCCCGCCCCAUUCUCCCGCUUUCCAUCACCCCGCCCCAUUCUCCCGCUUUCCAUCACCCCGCCCCAUUCUCCCGCUUUCCAUCUCCCCGCCCCAUUCUCGCGCUUUCCAUCACCCCGACCCAUUCUCCUGCUUUCCAUCACCCCGCCCCUUUCUCCCUCCUUCCAUCACCCCGCCCCAUUCUCCCGCUUUCCAUCACCCCGCCCCAUUCUCCAGCUUUCCAUCACCCCGCAACAUUCUCCCUCCUUCCAUCAACCCGCCCCAUUCUCCCGCUUUCCAUCACCCCGCCCCAUUCUCCCGCUUUCCAUCACCCCCCUUCCAUCACCCCGCCCCAUUCUCCCGCUUUCCAUCACCCCGCCCCAUUCUCCCGCUUUCCAUCACCCCGCCCCAUUCUCCCGCUUUCCAUCACCCCGCCCCAUUCUCCCGCUUUCCAUCACCCCGCCCCAUUCUGCCGCUUUCCAUCACCCCGCCCAUUCUCCCGCUUUCCAUCACCCCGCCCCAUUCUCCCGCUUUCCAUCACCCCGCCCCAUUCUCCCGCUUUCCAUCACCCCGCCCCAUUCUCCCGCUUUCCAUCACCCCGCCCCAUUCUCCCGCUUUCCAUCACCCCGCCCCAUUCUCCCGCUUUCCAUCACCCCGCCCCAUUCUCCCGCUUUCCAUCACCCCGCCCCACCAUUCUCCAGCUUUCCAUCACCCCGCCCCAUUCUCCAGCUUUCCAUCACCCCGCCCCAUUCUCCAGCUUUCCAUCACCCCGCCCCAUUCUCCUGAUUUCCAUCACCCCGCCCCAUUCUCCCGCUUUCCAUCACCCCGCCCCAUUCUCCCGCUUUCCAUCACCCCGCCCCAUUCUCCCGCUUUCCAUCACCCCGCCCCAUUCUCCCGCUUUCCAUCACCCAGCCCCAUUCUCCCGCUUUCCAUCACCCCGCCCCAUUCUCCCGCUUUCCAUCACCCCGCCCCAUUCUCCCGCUUUCCAUCACCCCGCCCCAUUCUCCCGCUUUCCAUCACCCCGCCCCAUUCUCCCGCUUUCCAUCACCCCGCCCCAUUCUCCCGCUUUCCAUCACCCCGCCCCAUUCUCCCGCUUUCCAUCACCCCGCCCCAUUCUCCCUCCUUCCAUCACCCCGCCCCAUUCUCCAGCUUUCCAUCACCCCGCCCCAUUCUCCCGGUUUCCAUCACCACGCCCCAUUCUCCCACUUUCCAUCACCCCGCCCCAUUCUCCCGCUUUCCAUCACCCCGCCCCAUUCUCCCGCUUUCCAUCACCCCGCCCCAUUCUGCCGCUUUCCAUCACCCCGCCCCAUUCUCCCGCUUUCCAUCACCCCGCCCCAUUCUCCCGCUUUCCAUCACCCCGCCCCAUUCUCCCGCUUUCCAUCACCCCGCCCCAUUCUCCCGCUUUCCAUCACCCCGCCCCAUUCUCCCGCUUUCCAUCACCCCGCCCCAUUCUCCCGCUUUCCAUCACCCCGCCCCAUUCUCCCUCCUUCCAUCACCCCGCCCCAUUCUCCCUCCUUCCAUCACCCCGCCCCAUUCUCCCGCUUUCCAUCACCCCGCCCCAUUCUCCCGCUUACCAUCACCCCGCCCCAUUCUCCCGCUUUCCAUCACCCCGCCUCAUUCUCCCGCUUUCCAUCACCCCGCCCCAUUCUCCCUCCUUCCAUCACCCCGCCCCAUUCUCCCGCUUUCCAUCACCCCGCCCCAUUCCCCUGCUUUCCAUCACCCCGCCCCAUUCUCCCGCUUUCAUCACCCCGCCCCAUUCUCCCUCCUUCCAUCAGCCCGCACCAUUCUCCCGCUUUCCAUCACCCCGCCCCAUUCUCCCUCCUUCAAUCACCCGGCCCCAUUCUCCCUCCUUCCAUCACCCCGCCCCAUUCUCCCGCUCCAUCAACCCGCCCCAUUCUCCCGCUUUCCAUCACCCCGCCCCAUUCUCCCGCUUUCCGUCAGCCCGCCCCAUUCUCCCGCUUUCCAUCACCUCGCCCCAUUCUCCCUCCUUCCAUCACCCCGCCCCAUUCUUCCGCUUUCCAUCACCCCGCCCCAUUCUCCCUCCUUCCAUCACCCCGCCCCAUUCUCCCUCCUUCCAUCACCCCGCCCCAUUCUCCCGCUUUCCAUCAACCCGCCCCAUUCUCCCGCUUUCCAUCACCCCGCCCCAUUCUCCCGCUUUCCAUCACCCCGCCCCAUUCUCCCUCCUUCCAUCACCCCGCCCUAUUCUCCCGCUUUCCAUCACCCCGCCCCAUUCUCCCGCUUUCCAUCACCCCGCCCCAUUCUCCCGCUUUCCAUCACCCCGCCCCAUUCUCCCGCUUUCCAUCUCCCCGCCCCAUUCUCGCGCUUUCCAUCACCCCGACCCAUUCUCCUGCUUUCCAUCACCCCGCCCCUUUCUCCCUCCUUCCAUCACCCCGCCCCAUUCUCCCGCUUUCCAUCACCCCGCCCCAUUCUCCCGCUUUCCAUCACCCCGCCCCAUUCUCCCGCUUUCCAUCACCCCGCCCCAUUCUCCCGCUUUCCACCACCCCGCCCCAUUCUCCCUCUUUCCAUCACCCCGCCCCAUUCCAUCACCCCGCCCCAUUCUCCCGCCUUCCAUCGCCCCGCCCCAUUCUCCCGCCUUCCAUCACCCCGCCCCAUUCUCCCGCUUUCCAUCGCCCCGCCCCAUUCUCCCGCUUUCCAUCACCCCGCCCCAUUCUCCCUCCUUCCAUCACCCCGCCCCAUUCUCCCUCCUUCCAUCACCCCGCCCCAUUCUCCCGCUUUCCAUCACCCCGCCCCAUUCUCCCGCUUUCCAUCACCCCGCCCCAUUCUCCCGCGUUCCAUCACCCCGCCCCAUUCUCCCUCCUUCCAUCACCCCGCCCCAUUCUCCCUCCUUCCAUCACCCCGCCCCAUUCUCCCGCUUUCCAUCACCCCGCCCCAUUCUCCCGCUUUCCAUCACCCCGCCAUAUUCUCCCGCUUUCCAUCACCCCGCCCCAUUCUCCCGCUUUCCAUCACCCCGCCCCAUUCUCCCGCUUUCCAUCACCUCGCCCCAUUCUCCCGCUUUCCAUCACCCCGCACCAUUCUCCCGCUUUCCAUCACCCCGCAACAUUCUCCCUCCUUCCAUCACCCCGCCCCAUUCUCCCGCUUUCCAUCACCCCGCCCCAUUCUCCCGCUUUCCAUCAACCCGCCCGAUUCUCCCGCUUUCCCUCACCCCGCCCCAUUCUCCCGCUUUCCAUCACCCCGCCCCAUUCUCCAGCUUUCCAUCACCCCGCCCCAUUCUCCCGCUUUCCAUCACCCCGCCCCAUUCUCCCUCUUUCCAUCACCCCGCCCCAUUCUCCCGCCUUCCAUCGCCCCGCCCCAUUCUCCCGCCUUCCAUCACCCCGCCCCAUUCUCCCGCUUUCCAUAGCCCCGCCCCAUUCUCCCGCUUUCCAUCACCCCGCCCCAUUCUCCCUCCUUCCAUCACCCCGCCCCAUUCUCCCUCCUUCCAUCACCCCGCCCCAUUCUCCCGCUUUCCAUCACCCCGCCCCAUUCUCCCGCUUUCCAUCACCCCGCCCCAUUCUCCCGCUUUCCAUCACCCCGCCCCAUUCUCCCUCCUUCCAUCACCCCGCCCCAUUCUCCCUCCUUCCAUCACCCCGCCCCAUUCUCCCACUUUCCAUCACCCCGCCCCAUUCUCCCGCUUUCCAUCACCCCGCCCCAUCUCCCGCUUUCCAUCACCCCGCCCCAUUCUCCCUCCUUCCAUCACCCCGCCCCAUUCUCCCUCCUUCCAUCACCCCGCCCCAUUCUCCCGCUUUCCAUCACCCUGCCCCAUUCUCCCUCCUUCCAUCACCCCGCCCCAUUCUCCCUCCUUCCAUCACCCCGCCCCAUUCUCCCGCUUUCCAUCACCCCGCCCCAUUCUCCCGCUUUCCAUCACCCCGCCCCAUUCUCCCGCCUUCCAUCACCCCGCCCCAUUCUCCCGCUUUCCAUCACCCCGCUGCAUUCUCCCGCUUUCCAUAACCCUUCCCCAUUCUCCCUCCUUCCAUCACCCCGAACCAUUCUCUCUCCUUCUAUCACCCCGCCCCAUUCUCCCGCUUUCCAUCACCCCGCACCAUUCUCCCGCUUUCCAUCACCCCGCCCCAUUCUCCCGCUUUCCAUCACCCCGCCCCAUUCUCCCGCUUUCCAUCACCCCGCCCCAUUCUCCCGCUUUCCAUCACCCCGCCCCAUUCUCCCUCCUUCCUUAA